UUUGUCUACACGUUUUAUGAAAUAAUAUUUAUUAAAUAAAUAUUAAUUAUGUGCAAAAAGUUCUUAAAGCGAGUUAAGAGAAAUAUAACGUGACAUUAUCUAUGAAAAAAAUAAGUACUUAGUUUCAUUUUAUAAUUUUUUUUAUGAUUUCCGAACGUCGUAUUUGACAUUUGUCAUUUGCCGGUUGUUUGUUUGUUAUUUUAUCUUAUGUAAAUAAAUAACAAUUUUAACAUGUUACAUUUAAAAUGAGGACGAUUCAACUCCAAUAUGAGCUAAUGGUGGAAUUUAUGCAAAAAUUGGAAUAUUUGUGGGACCAGUCCAAUAUUACUGGGAGCAGUGGGCCUACUGUAUUCCUACCACACCACUCACUGUUCCUCACGAAGCCUACCCUUCGCCAGCGCCUCCACCAACACCACCGAUCCUCCAUCCGAGGAAGAUAGCUGGAAUCCUCCACCAGUGAAAAAACCUAAAGCGAGUUUGAUUAAAAUGUGUAUAAAGAAUGACAAGAAUACUAUGCUAGGGCGUGAGAAAAGUUAUUAUUUUUUAUUAGUUGAUUAUUUUUUGUUACUUACUGUUAAUUUUAUAUUUAUUUCAAUUUUUCUGUUUUUAUGUUAUUUUAAAAUACAGUGUAGUCCGUUUAGUACGACUUCGCAUAUAGCAACCAACCGUUUUUAGCGACGAAAGUUUAGGCAUUUGUUUGGUUUUAGUAUAAACUUGCAUAAAUAGACAUUCGUUUAUUACGGCUCUGCUUACAACGACCAUCCGCUUUUAACGACCGAAUUUCACACAUAAUUGUCCAGUUACAACGACACAACGACGAGCGUUGCCGUGAUUACAAAUAAUUCAUAGAAAAUAAUGAAAUAAAUGAAUAGCUAUCUCAGCUAUCGCCCCGCGCGACGCCUCUGAUUGGAAAUUGACUGUUUAUUUUAUGGCAGUAUGAAUUUGUAGGUAAUUCCAAGUGACGCGAUAAAACGCGAAUACAACCAGAAAACAAACAAAUGUUUGUUUGUUUGUUUUGUUUAUGCCUAUAUGCCUACGCACCUGCACCUCGGCUGAGCACCCUCACCCCGCGACCCCGCACGCUUCACUUCUCGAUAUUGGCGCGCAUAAAUAACAGUUGAGUGUUUGUAACUGUUAUGAUAAGUUCAUAAAACUUGACAAAAUGAGUUCUGUGAAGCGAAAGUGUUUUACGAUUGAAGAAAAAAGUGCAAUAUUACACCGAUUAGAAGCCGGUGAAUCGAAUGCUACACUCGCAAAGGUGUUUGGUGUAUCUCAUUCUACAAUAUCCACAAUAAAGAAGAGUAAAGAUAAGAUCGAGCCGCUGUUUAAUGCCAAUGUUUUAAAAUGCAAACGUGUAAGGACGUCUACUUAUGAGCAGGUGGAUAAGGCAUUGUUACAGUGGUUUAAGUUUCAACGCGACCGAGGAAUACCCGUUAAUGGACCUCUGCUACAAGAAAAGGCUAACUUUUUUGCUAGACAAUUAGAUAUCCAAGAUUUCAAAUGUGCCAUGAGUUGGAUAAAUCGUUUCAAAGUAAGACACAACAUCGUCAGUGGUAAGAUUGCUGGAGAAUCUUUGUCAGUUCAACAGAGUGAUGUGAUCGAUUGGUUAGAAAAAGUUUGGCCUACCCUACGUGCGCAAUUUAAAGAUGAUGAAAUUUUUAAUGCGGAUGAGACUGGACUGUUUUAUAAAUUGACUCCGGACAAGACGUUGAAAUUUAAAGGUGAGAAAUGUAAAGGAGGAAAGUUAUCAAAUGAGAGAAUAACUGUGAUGGUGGCAGCCAAUAUGAGUGGCACAGUUAAAAAAACUUCUCGUAAUCGGAAAAUCUCAACGCCCCAGAUGUUUUAAAAAUGUACGGCAUUUGCCAGUAGAUUAUGAGAGCAAUCGAAGAGCCUGGAUGACUGCUGAAAUUUUUACCAAAUGGGUACGUGCUUGGGAUCGUGAACUUACGAAAAAGAACAAGAAAAUUCUGCUGUUAGUUGACAACUGUCCUGCACAUCCCCACAUUGCUGACUUGAAAAGGAUAACUCUGGUGUUUCUACCUCCAAACAUGACAUCAGUAUUGCAACCCAUGGAUCAAGGGAUUAUUCGAGCUUUGAAAGCACAUUUUCGUAAAAACCUUGUCCUGAAAAUGAUCCAGCUUCUAGAUGGCUGCGGAAGCUGUAGUGUUGAGUACCCAAAGAUGAAUGUUCUUGAUGCUAUUCUAAUGAUUCAAGAUGCCUGGACCCAACUCAAGCAAGGAACAACUUUUAACUGUUUCAGACACGCUGGUUUUGUCGAAUGUAACACAGCAGUAACUUCAAAUACAGAGGAUUUUAACGAAGAAGACGACGUACCACUGAGCGUUUGGGCAAGGGCUAUUGAUAAGCAUCAGUUAACCAUAACAAACGAGGACUUUGAACAAUUCACCUGUGUCGAUGAUGCUGUCGCCACGUGCGAAGAGCCGUGUGAUGAAAACAUCGUGGAAAAUAUCAUUGCCAGCGACGCGAAUAGCCAAGAAAGCGACGGCGAUGAUGACGAACCAGAGGAGGUUCAUCCAACAUUGAGUGUAUCUGAUGCUCUGAAGGCUGCAGAAACGCUCAAUGUGUUUGUUCAGACUAAAUUUGAUGAUGAUAUUAUGAAAACGAUGAUGUCACGAAUCCACAAUGCCGUACGAAGCUCUUAUUACCGAACAAAAGUUUGUCAAAAACAAACUCAAAUAACAGACUUUCUACGUUAGUUGCUACACAGAACUUUUUCG
Molecule: messenger RNA, 2738 nt
Organism: Spodoptera frugiperda (fall armyworm)
Lineage: Eukaryota; Metazoa; Arthropoda; Insecta; Lepidoptera; Noctuidae
Product: tigger transposable element-derived protein 6
Exons: 2
Coding region: 1896-2717 (273 amino acids)
Cellular component (GO): nucleus
Molecular function (GO): DNA binding
Source: RefSeq, a predicted model, not a curated record